Protomyces lactucae-debilis is the source of this 830-nucleotide messenger RNA. RefSeq lists its product as uncharacterized. Gene Ontology annotation, biological process: protein polyubiquitination; positive regulation of proteasomal ubiquitin-dependent protein catabolic process; ubiquitin-dependent protein catabolic process. Gene Ontology annotation, cellular component: ubiquitin ligase complex; cytoplasm. The record is from RefSeq and is a predicted model, not a curated record. Gene Ontology annotation, molecular function: zinc ion binding; ubiquitin protein ligase activity; ubiquitin conjugating enzyme binding. Lineage: Eukaryota; Fungi; Ascomycota; Taphrinomycetes; Taphrinales; Protomycetaceae. The transcript has a single exon. Bases 258 to 521 code for a protein of 87 amino acids.
CACACUGUCCACGCGAUUGGUGCGCCACUGCCCUUCCUCGGGACCCGGAUGAAAAAUUGGUCGUUUGUACAGCGUGUGGGUAUGCGUUUUGUGCGGAUUGUAGUAGGACGUGGCAUGGCAUUUCUGAACCGUGUCGACGAUUGAAACUUUCCUAUGAUCUUGCAGAACAGUACCUUGCACUCGGCGAUGAUCUCUCCGGCAAGGGCAAACUCGAACGCCUGUAUGGACGUAAGAAUCUCGAACGUCUUGUUCGUGAUAUGGAAGACGAGCGGCUAGCGGACACAUGGCGUCAAGAAAAUGCUCAACAGUGCCCGAGUUGUGAGAGUUGGGUACAAAAGGCGAGUGGCUGCAAUCACAUGUCUUGCAGCGUAUGUCGGUGUCACUUUUGUUUUCUCUGUGGCGAAUCCUUGCCUGUCAAGAAUCCUUACUUGCAUUAUGGAAAAGGUAUGGCGUGUGCUGGUAGGCUGUUUGAAGGUCUUACUGGCUUGGAGGAUCCGUUUGCAGAAGGGCCAUUUGCCUAGAUUGAUGCGUGUAUCGCGAGUGCUCAGCUGCAGGUACCACUUCCAACAAGGCAGCAGCCAGGCUGUCGUCCCUCUCCACUAGUCCAUGCCACUCGGGCGCUGAUUCUAGUUGAAGGGGCAAAAGUGGCUCAUCGUGCUGAAGCACAACCACCUCCGCCCGGCCACGCGACUUUGCCUCAGUCGAGUCUUCCAAACAUAACUGCAGGGGUCUGUAGUCUCACGACAAAGCCUCAUUUCCCAUCCCUGCAGCUUACUAAACUGAGCCUAGCUAGGCAAUUUUCGCAAAAGUAUCAUUUCAGGGGAGCGCAU